Molecule: messenger RNA, 1566 nt
Organism: Punctularia strigosozonata HHB-11173 SS5
Lineage: Eukaryota; Fungi; Basidiomycota; Agaricomycetes; Corticiales; Punctulariaceae
Exons: 5
Coding region: 1-1566 (521 amino acids)
Biological process (GO): regulation of transcription by RNA polymerase II
Cellular component (GO): nucleus
Source: RefSeq, a predicted model, not a curated record
AUGGCCACCACGGCAACGCCGACCCUCACCACCUCCGUCCUCGGGAAACGCACUCGCCCGAGUGCAGCAAAAGAUCUUGUUAUCCAUCUUGCUGGCAGUGACCCUAUCACCGAUCAUGAAACCGAGCAGUCGGAUGAUCACGACACUGACUGGCACCCGCAGGAGUCGGUAGGAGCCGAUGCUGAGUCGGAAGAAGACGCUGGUCCCUCUACCUCGACUCAGGAUCUCCUCGUGUAUGGCCCGGCCUCGCCUAGAACCAGCAGGAAAUAUGCUUGCACUUACGAAGGGUGCACCAAAGCCUAUACCAAACUCGCGCGUUUGGCCGAGCAUGAGCGGAUUCAUACUGGGGAGCGCCCGUACAUUUGCAAGACCUGCCACAAGUCAUAUACCCGCGAAACCCACCUCCAAGCGCACGCGCGUACCCAUCUUCCAAACUCGAGCAAACCAUUUUUCUGCAAGGAGGACGGAUGCGCAAAACGCUUCUGGACGGCUCAACACCUAGCAAGGCAUCUGGACUGGCACAACGGGGAGAAGCCGUUCAAGUGCCCCGAACCAGAGUGCGGUCAAGCUUUCAGCAAGCAACACCAGCUUCGAAGCCACUUCGCCGGGACCCACGCCCCGGAAAGCACCAAGUCAUUCAUAUGCGCGCACGCAGGGUGUACCAAGUCAUUCGCGACCACACAGAAGCUCAGGGCUCACCAGAAAGUGCACGAAGACAAGCGCUAUACAUGCGUUCACCCCUCUUGCCUUGCCACAUCCACCGACGGGUCCCACACGACUGAGCCAACCUACUAUCCGAGAUGGACCGCUCUUCAACACCACGUCCGCACUGCACACCCCCCUACGUGCCCACACUCGUCCUGCAAUGGAAAGACGUUCAAACACCAGCGCGGUCUCCGUGCCCAUCUGAAGCUGCACGAGGAGCGCGAGGCUGAAGGACGACUUGAUGCCUCAGUGGUCGCCGAAGAAGAUGCAGGCACAGAGGAUGACGAGCGGCCAGUGAAGAGGAGGAGGGGCGGGGAGUACGGGAGAGAUUGGAAGUGCGAGGUACCGGGCUGCACCAAGGACUUCAAAUCCCAAAAAGCGCUCGACGUUCACAACAAGAUCAACCAUCUCGGUCGACGGGACUUCGUCUGCGCGGAGGCGUCUUGCGGACGAGCGUUCGGAUACAAACAUCUACUACAGCGACACACUGCCAAAGUCCAUGCUUCCGCUACCCGCGGCGCCGAGACUGACGCGGACUCGGGAGAAGAGGACGAGACCGAUCAUGGAAACUCAGGACAACACAUCAUCGAUAUCGACGACAUCACAGGUUUGGCAUACUCUACCACGGCGCAGGAGAAACUCAAAGCAGCACGCGCCUUGCGAUGUCCACACCCGCACGCCGAUCUCGCGAUCACGGGAGGGGAUGAGGGCGCGGAGGCGGAGGCGGGUGAUUGCGAGUACGUUUUCACGCGUGCGUAUGAUCUCCGGCGGCAUCUCAAGGCGGUGCAUGGCGUUGAAAAAGGGAAGGAAGAAGUGGAUAGGUGGAUGCGAUAUACGAAGGCCCGCCGAGCCCUUGCGUAG